This is a messenger RNA of Lolium rigidum, 675 nucleotides long. RefSeq names its product citrate-binding protein-like. The transcript is spliced from 2 exons. Lineage: Eukaryota; Viridiplantae; Streptophyta; Magnoliopsida; Poales; Poaceae. The coding region runs from base 1 to 675 and encodes 224 amino acids. The record is from RefSeq and is a predicted model, not a curated record.
AUGGCUCCUCAUGCUUUGUCUUGGGUUAGUGUGUCUAUGAUUAUCUUCAUGGUGUCAUCGUCGUGUGUCGCGGCGAGGAGCGCACGGGCACCCAAAAUCUCCGACCCGACGAGCGGGUUUACGGCUGUGAGCCUUGACCAGAGCAACUUUGAGCUACAGAGACCGUACGACGAGGCAAGCGAUGCACGAUACAGCUUCGACGGCACUGUGCGCAAGCUGUGGGUGCUCUAUUCCGACAAGCCACACGCCCGCCAGAGCCACACCAUGCCAAGAACAGAGAUCAAGAUGUCUGGGUACGAUUAUAGCUCGGGCGUGUGGCAGUUCGAGGGCUAUGGGUAUGUCCCCUCCGGCACAUCAGGUGUGUGCAUCAUGCAGGUGUUUGGAGCUAGUGAGGCGGCCAGCACGCUCAUGUUACACGUCUACGACGGUGCUCUGCGUUACUACAACAGGCAGCUCGUCGAGGACAACAUCUACAACCGGUGGUUUAAAUUGAAUGUGGUUCAUGACGUCGAAGCGUCCAAGCUCACUGUGUAUAUCGAUGGUGAGGAGAAGCUGCAUGUCAAUGGCCGUGGUAGCAACACACACUACUUCAAGUUCGGCGUGUAUGCGCAGCGCCACGACUCUAACCGCAUGGAGUCUCACUGGAAGGACGUGAGGAUUCUCAAGAAACACUAG